Coregonus sp. 'balchen' is the source of this 17980-nucleotide messenger RNA. The record is from the annotation of a GenBank genome assembly. NCBI's taxonomy places the organism in Eukaryota, Metazoa, Chordata, Actinopteri, Salmoniformes, Salmonidae.
AUGACCAAGUUGUUUGUCUGUUGCUGCCCUCCAGGCACUGGCACCAACGCCUGCUACAUGGAGGAGAUGCGUCACCUGGAGCUGGUGGAGGGGGACGAGGGGAGGAUGUGUGUUAACAUGGAGUGGGGGGCGUUCGGGGACGACGGCGCUCUGGAUGACCUUCGUACAGACUUUGACCAGGAGAUCGAUGCCGGCUCCCUCAACCCCGGCAAACAGCUGUGAGUGACAGACAGACACAUGGCCCGCCCUCUACUUCUACUAUACUUUCUAUUACACUAGUCCUCUCUAUCUGUUGCCCAAUCCCACCUGGAAAAUAUAUCAACCUCCAGCUGCCAUAUAGAUCCGGCUUUGUGUUGAAAGUGUUAUUUUCAGCUUGUUGUUAAGUAUCACCCUCAGCAUUUACUCACAGCUAGCCAGGUAUUCUUGUAAAUGUGUGUGUGUGUGUGUGUGUGUGUGUGUGUGUGUGUGUGUGUGUGUGUGUGUGUGUGUGUGUGUGUGUGUGUGUGUGUGUAGGUUUGAGAAGAUGAUCAGUGGGAUGUACAUGGGGGAGCUGGUGCGUCUGAUCCUAGUGAAGAUGGCCAAGGAGGACCUGGUGUUUCAGGGUCACACCACCCCUGACCUCGUCACCAAUGGAUACCUCCAGACCAGCUUUGUCUCCGCCAUCGAGAACGUCAAGUUAGUAGUUUGUGUGUGUGUACAAUAUGUGUGUGAAACUGUGGGCCUAUCUUGAUAUAGCAUGGUCUAUGAUGAUGAUGAUGAUGAUGAUGAUGAUAGGUAGUAAAUGUAAUUCAUACAAAUACCAAACUUAAUGUUAUACUUUAUAAGCCGGUAUGUAACUGAGGUGGUGUUCUUUUCCUGACAGAGACAAGGAGGGUCUGGUGAGUGCAGAGAAGAUGCUGAGGGGGCUGGGCCUGGACCCCUCUGUGGAGGACUGCGUGGCCACUCAGAGGGUGUGUCAGGUGGUGUCGACCCGGGCCGCCCACCUAUGUGCUGCCACCCUGGCCGCUGUGUUGAGACAGAUCAGAGACAACAAGGCUGCAGAGAGGCUUAGGACAACAAUAGGAGUGGACGGCUCUGUCUACAAGAACCACCCACAGUGAGUGGGGGGGGGGGGGUUGAGUGCGUGCAUGUGUGAGUGCUUGCGUGUGUAUUAGUGCAUGUGAGUGCAUGGAGAUACUGUACUCUGGGGUUAUCUCUAACAUAGUUGGGGUCAAUGACGCUGUCAUUACAGCUCCCGUCAAUUGAGGAUAGAACAGAUGAAGUGUUGCACUUGACAUGGCACUCCGAUAAUCUACACUGAGGCACUAGUGCUCUUCCUUCUAUGACAUUAGAAUUAACUCAACUAGACUGCACAGUGUAAUUACAGUGGAACUGACCCUCCAAUCUUUAAGCCCCCAUGCAGUCAAAAUUGUCAAAGACUCCAGCCACCCUAGUCAUAGACUGUUCUCUCUGCUACCGCACGGCAAGCGGUACCGGAGCGCCAAGUCUAGGUCCAAAAGGCUUCUUAACAGUUUCUACCCCCAAGCCAUAAGACUCCUGAACAGCUAAUCAUGGCUACCCGGACUAUUUGUAUUGUCGUCGUACCCCCCACCCACCCACCCCCUCUUUUACACUGCUGCUACUCUCUGUUUAUUAUCUAUGCAUAGUCACUUCAACUCUAUCGACAUGUACAUAUUACCUCAAUUACCUCAACUAACCUGUGCCCUCGCACAUUGACUCUGUACCGGUACCCACUGUAUAUAGCCUCGCUACUGUAAUUUUACUGCUGCUCUUUAAUUAUUAUAUAUAUAUUUUUUUUAUAUAUUUUUUAUUUAACACUUAUUUUUCUUAAAACUGCAUUGUUGGUUAAGGGCUUGUAAGUAAGCAUUUCACUGUAAGGUCUACACCUGUUGUAUUCGGCGCAUGUGACAAAUACAAUUUGAUUUAAUUAAGCAUUUAAAUCAUCACUGUAUGUCUAAUAAAUCACAGUGUGUGUUUAUUUAAUGAAAAUAACUCCAAAAUAUAGGUUUUAUAAUUUCUUUCCUUGAGCCCAGGGCCUAAAAAAAGUUUGGUCCACCAACCACUGUGGCAGGUAGAUUUAAAAAUCUACCAGCCACUCAGAUUUUUUACCUUCCAAAAUUGUUUUGUUGUUGCUAAAAUUACACCAACAAAACACAAAAAACGGAUGAACAUGCUUUGUAAUGUUUCUUCAACAAUAAUCCUUUAUUACUAGUAAGGUAGCCUGGUGGGUAGGAGCGUUGUGCCACUAACUGGAAGGUUGCUGGAUCGUAUCGCCGACAAGGUAAAUGUCGUUCUGCCCCUGAGAAACUGCUCCCCGGGUGCCGAUGAUAGUGCCAGGUUUCCUCCAGACAUGACACUUGGCGUUCAGGCCAAAGAGUUCAAUCUUGGUUUGAUCAGACCAGAUAAUCUUGUUUCUCAUGGUCUGAGAGUCCUUUAGGUGCCUUUUGGCAAACUCCAAGCGGGCUGUCAUGUGCCUUUUACUGAGGAGUGGCUUCCGUCUGGCCACUCUACCAUAAAAGGCCUGAUUGGUGGAGUGCUGCAGAGAGGAACUCUGGAGCUCUGUCAGAGUGACCAUCGGGUUCUUGGUCACCUCCCUGACCAAGGCCCUUCUCCCCUGAUUGCCCAGUUUGGCCGGGCGGCCAGCUCUAGGAAGAGUCUUGGUGGUUCCAAACUUCUUCCAUUUAAGAAUGAUGGAGGCCACUGUGUUCUUGGGGGCCUUCAAUGCUGCAGAAAUGUUUUGGUACCCUUCCCCAGAUCUGUGCCUCGACACAAUCCUGUCUCGGAGCUCUACGGACAAUUCCUUUGACCUCAUGGCUUGGUUUUUGCUCUGACAUGCACUGUCAACUGUGGGACCUUAUAUAGACAGGUGUGUGCCUUUCCAAAUCAUGUCCAAUCAAUUGAAUUUCACAGCAAAGGGUAUGAAUACUUACACUACCAGUCAAAAGUUUGGACACACCUACACAUUCAAGGGUUUUUCUUUAUCUUUACUAUUUUUUACAUUGUAGAAUAAUAGUGAAGAUAUCAAAACUAUGAAAUAACACAUAUGGAAUCAUGUGGUAACUAAAAAAGUGUUAAACAAAUCCAAAUAUAUUUUAUAUUUGAGAUUCUUCAAAUUGCCUUGAACUAAUGAACUUAUCCUCUGCAGCAGAGGUAACUCUGGGUCUUCCAUUCCUGUGGCGCUCCUCAUGAGAGCCAGUUUCAUCAUAGCCCUUGAUUGUUUUUGCUACUGCACUUGAAGAAACGUUCACAAUUCUUGAAAUGUUCCAUAUGACUGUCCUUCAUGUCUUAAAGUAAUGAUGGACUGUCGUUUCUCUUUGCUUAUUUGAGCUGUUAUUGCCAUAAUAUGGACUUCUUCUGUAUAACCCCCCUACCUUGUCAAAACACAACUGAUUUGCUCAAACACAUUAAGAAGGAAAGAAAUUCCACAAAUUAACUUUUAAGAAGGCACACCUGUGAAUUGAAAUGCAUUCCAGGUGACUACCUCGUGAAGCUGGUUGAGAGAAUGCCAAGAGUGUGCAAAGCUGUCAUCAAGGCAAAGGGUGGCUCUUUGAAGAAUCUCAAAUAUAAAAGAUUUCUUGAUUUAUUGAACACUUUUUUGGUUACUACAUGAUUCCAUAUGCGUUAUUUACAUUUACGUCAUUUAGCAGACGCUCUUAUCCAGAGCGACUUACAAAUAGGUGCAUUCACCCUAUAGCCAGUGGGAUAACCACUUUACAAUAUCUUUUUUUUUUUUUUUUUUUUUUGGGGGGGGGGGGGGGGGGGGGUAGAAGGAUUACUUUAUCCUAUCCCAGGUAUUCCUUAAAGAGGUGGGGUUUCAAAUGUCUCCGGAAGGUGGUGAGUGACUCCGCUGUCCUGGCGUCGUGAGGGAGCUUGUUCCACCAUUGGGGUGCCAGAGCAGCGAACAGUUUUGACUGGGCUGAGCGGGAACUAUGCUUCCGCAGAGGAAGGGGAGCCAGCAGGCCAGAGGUGGAUGAACGCAAUGCCCUCGUUUGGAUGUAGGGACUGAUCAGAGCCUGAAGGUACAGAGGUGCCGAUCCCCUCACAGCUCCAUAGGCAAGCACCAUGGUCUUGUAACAGAUGCGAGCUUCAACUGGAAGCCAGUGGAGUGUGCAGAGGAGCGGGGUGACGUGAGAGAACUUGGGAAGGUUGAACACCAGACGGGCUGCGGCAUUCUGGAUGAGUUGUAGGGGUUUAAUGGCACAGGCAGGGAGCCCAGCCAACAGCGAGUUGCAGUAAUCCAGACGGGAGAUGACGUAGUUUUGAUGUCUUCACUAUUAUUCUACUAUGUAGAAAAUAGUAAAAAAUAAAGAAAAACCUUUGAAUGAGUAGGUUUGUCCAAACUUUUGACUGGUACUGUAUGUAAAUAAGGUAUCUGUUUUUCAUUGUAAGAAAUUUGCAAACAUUUCUAAGAACCUGUUUUCGCUUAGUUAUUAUGGGGUAUUGUGUGUAGAUUGAUGAGGACAUCUUUUUUUUAACGGGCCAUAGCCAUAGCCCGGUGUACCCCAGAUUAAUCGAACCCCCUCCCUGCUUUUGCUUCAGUUGUGUGACCUGUGCACAGUCAAAAGGAAAUUACAUGCUUGCAAACCUGGUUAGCUACGUGAUUAAAUUAGUUGGUUUUCAACAAAUCGACUGUUUUAGACUAUUGUAUUUUAACCAAGCAAGAUAAAUAAAUGUUCAAUCAAUACUGAAUGAAUAUUUUUUUUUAUUUUAAAACGAACGCAUCGAGACUGUUAAUUUAAAUGGUCUGUCGAAGUCAAUGUUUGAAGAACAGGGUUCGUAGUGUAAUGGUUAGAUACCGCCUGUGGAUCUGAAGAUUGUGGGUUCGCCUCCUGUAGGAUACAUCUUUACCAUUAUUUAGUUUAUAGUUUGACAGCCCUUUCCCGACACACACACACUUAUUUUCAUUUAUUAGGUUGCUCUUAAAAGAGCCUUUGGUGCAGUGAGUGUGGUGCUGUGUACUACUGUGUGCGUCUUGCUAGAACAGAGGAGAGACCAGCUCUGACUCUCAAGGAGGAGGUCGUUACCCUCAUCCGUGUGAUGCACGCCAUACCUAUGUUACUGCCCAGUGACACAGUGCUUUAUGGCAGAGUGGCGGAUUGUGGGCAUGCGCCUUUCACAGAGAAAUGCAAACACAAGCCGGUUGACAUAGCACCGGGCCAUCUCUAUGCGCUUGUUGAUGUCCUCCUCCCACUGGAACAUCCAACUCUGCCGCUGCGCGAUGUCAGAGUAGACCACCGUUGUCCUGAGGAACAUUCGGAUGACUACUGUGAUGAGUGUGAUUAGAAGGAGUCAGGCGCAGGAGGGUAAAUCACCGAAUACAGAGUUUAUUCCGUCGUACACAGUUGCGCUGGAUUGCGACAACAAAAUACAGGCACAGGGGAACAAUCUACCCCGGCAAUACAAGGAACGGGUAGCUCCAACAAAAUACAGGCACAGGGGAACAAUCUACCCCGGCAAUACAAGGUACGAGUAGCUCCAACAAAAUACAGGCACAGGGGAACAAUCUACUCCGGCAAUACAAGGUACGAGUAGCUCCACCAAGCUACACUCAACUCACAUAAAACAAUCACCCACAAGGACAAGGGGGCAGACUAAUGAGGGGAUAUGAACCAGGUGUGUGUAAUUGACAAGACAAGACAAGACAAAUGGAAUGAUGAGAUAUGGAGCGGCAGUUGCUAGUAAGCCGGUGACGACGAAUGCCGAAACCUGCCCGAACAAGGAGGGGAGGCAGCCUCGGCGGAAGUCGUGACAACUACCUCCAAAUCAGCUCGCAUCUGACGCACCAGGGCUGUCCCCUUUGUGUGUCCCAAGUCGAUUUGACCGAGGUGGAUGACUAUGAUGUCAGGGGGAGCAGCAGCACAGGCCCUCUGCUGGCACAGGAGAUGGAGCAGUUUGCCCCACUUCAUUCCUCACUCUCCGAGCCACCUAAUGUGACAGUAGUCAAGGGAGAGGUUGUGAUGUAUUAUAAUUUUGUGUAAUCAACUUCCGGUGUAAAAACCAUGGAAAUUAGAAACAGAAAACUGUUUUAAGUGAGAAGUAGGCAUUGGUUUGAAGACGAAAAAGAAAGGAAAUUCACGAGAACCACAAUGCCUACUUCACCCAUGCUCAACCAAGGUUUUCUAGCACACAGCUUUGACCUACUAAAGUAGCUAUGUUGGUCUAUUGUACUUUAAACAACGUGUAGGCAGGUUGCUUAGGAUUCAAACCUUCUCAAACACCCUAAUUAAUACUCUUCAGAGGGAUAAUGGACCUUACAAUGUCCUGAUAUUGAAAUAAUAUAUAUAUAUAUUAGGGGUGUGCCGAGUACUCAAAUAAAGUGAGUAUCGUAAUGGGGGUGGAGAAUAUUCCGAAUACGAUUAAGUAUUUUUUGUAAUUAUCCGUGAUCGGAAAAAAUUUAUUUUCAGCUGCCAGCACGCAUCUCUCUUUUACUCAAACAGUGUGAAGCGCUGUGUGCUCUUAACAACUGUUGGGUAAUUCUUCUGUCUGUAGAGAAACAGGCGGGAUAUCAAUUGAACCUGCUGCAACGAUUGGAUUAGAACAAGCUGCUCUCCCUCUGCUCACAUUUCUCCAGACAGACACCCGUGUUGCUCUGUUUCACGCACUCACAGUCGCUCGUCUCAGGGCACAAGUCUCCCCUUCUCCAAACGUUGUGUAUGAAUCAUAAUCUUUGCUGAGGCCAUAUGGUUGUUUUUGCCUGUCUACUUGGUGUUGUUUAGUUGGCCUACUUUGUCUGUCCGUAUAAUUAUUCCAUUGCUGACAACGUGAUCCAAGCCAACUGUAAUUUGCCUAUGUGGUCAUGACUCAAAAAAUGAAAUGCUAUUGUACAUUGUCAAGUUUUAUUUUAAUACAUUCCGACUCAACUUGAUACUCAAACAAUCUACACCUCCCUGAGUUUCACACCACUCAGAGCAUGUAAGGGACUGUUACCCUAUAUAUUAAAGACGAGUGAGGAAGUAGACUUCGCACUCUGAUUCGAAAGAGGCAAGGCUCGAAUACACUUCAGCUCCAGUCAUUUCAGGACAUAAAAAAUGAAAUGCUAUGGGCAUUGUCAAGUUUCAUUUUUAAUAAAUUCCAACUCAACUUGACAACAAUCUACACCUCCCGGAGUUGCAAUCUACACAUUCCUGAGAGCAUGACUACUCAGAGCAAUUCUCCUAGAAUAGACUUAACUAAAUUACACAGUGGAUGAGGGGAAUUACAAUGGAGUCGACCCUUAAAUCUCAAGUGCCAGUUAAAAUUACAGGAACAAGUAAGAAGUGGUUUAUACAUACAUGUAUUCACUAAUAACUGAAACAUGAUCAAAUAUAUUUAGUUAUUUACAAACAGUUUACUAAUAGCUAAUAAACCUAUUAAUAAAGUUGUGCCUCUCCUCUCCCAGGUUUGCGCGGCGGCUCCACAAGAUGUUGCGGCGGUUGGUGCCGGAUUGCGACGUGCGUUUCUUGCGCUCGGAGGAUGGAAGUGGGAAGGGAGCGGCCAUGGUGACAGCAGUGGCGUUCCGGCUGGCUAUCCAGCAUGCCGGGCGGCAGCGUAUCCUGGACACUCUGCGUCUGAGCCAGGAGCAGCUGCUGGAGGUGAAGAGGAGGAUGGGAGAGGAGAUGAACAGAGGCCUGGCCAAGGAGAGUCAUGACCAGGCCACCGUCAAGAUGCUGCCCACCUUUGUCCGCUCCACGCCCGAUGGCACAGGUACAGGGUCAGGCGAGGAGGAGAUGGAGGGAGAGGGGUGGUAUCUGUGGGAUAAUCUCAAUGGCAUUUUCUUGAUUCCUUGUGUCGUCUCCUCGCCCCCUUUUCAAAACCAAUUGGAUUAGAAGGUCAGAGGGGAGGCACUGCUGACCUCAUCCAAUGGAGGACAAAGGAAAUGCAAUUGAGAUUCUCCAUGUGUGUAUGGUAGGAGAGGAAGCCAUAAGCUACCGAUGGGCCUUGAAAAUACUUGAAAAUAGACAGAUGUCCUUGGCAGGGCUAUAGCAGGAAACUGAGAAGAAGAAAGCCUUAAGCUGUUACAAAUAAAAACACAAACUCAAUAUACUUUAAAAGGACUCAAACCAAAUCGAAUUAAAAAUGAUAAUGGACCUACAUAGAGUUUCUUGACUGUGUCCAGCUCGCUAAUAAUCACCGAAAUGAAAGCUAGACAGUCAGGGAGCAUCGGAAAUUCCAAAAACGAUGGAUAGAGGACUAUUUUUAGCAAAUUAUUGACGGCGAGGAAAUGUAAUACAUUUUCAGUGCGGCCCUACGCACUGUUGAAGACCGAAUGCGGCCCCCGGGGUAAAAUUAGUUUGACACCCCUGGGUUAGAGAGAUGGGCCAGCAAUCAAAAGCUUAGCGGUUGGAAAUCCAUGGCUGACAAAAUGUAUGUUAGGAUGUGAACACCUACUGCUGUUGUACAAGGUACAUAACACAUUCUAAAAUGAUAUUUAGCAGUUUGGGGGUUAUCUUACUUUCUUCGCUUCUCUCCCCAUUGUCUGGCUCAUUGUGCUCACUGAACUCAUCAGAGCGCGGUGACUUCUUGGCCCUGGACCUGGGAGGGACCAACUUCCGGGUUCUGCUGGUGCGUGUGCGGAGUGGGAAGAGACGCAGUGUGGAGAUGCACAACAAGAUCUACGCCAUCCCCCAGGAGGCCAUGCAGGGCACUGGAGAGGAGGUAAACUGGGUUUUCACUGACAGCUGUUCUGAACUUGAGCAUCUCGCGCGACGAAGUUUCCCCCAUCCCUCCUGCUAAUUGGGGAACUUUUGCAAAUGUUUUGUUGUCUGAGUGAGGGAAAUGCUGUAAAUUAAGAGGACUCUGUGUUUUGAAAGAUGAGACUUUGUCACGCCCUGACUCAGGGGACGCUUAUAUGUUGAGUCAGGGUGUGUAUAUUCUUUGUUGUGUGUUUUCUAUGUUUCGAUCUAUUAUGUGUAGAUCUAUGUUGGCCGGUGUGGUUCCCAAUCAGAGGCAGCUGUAGCUCGUUGUCUCUGAUUGGGGAUCAUACUUAGGCAGCCUAUUGGCACUAGUGGGUUGUGGGAUCUUGUUCCUGUUAAGGUAUGUUGUGUGUGCUACCUUGGACUUCACAUUUCGUUUCAUUUGUUGUUUUGUCGUGGUGUUUAUUCAGUUUAAAUAAACAUGUACGUAUAUCACGCUGCGCCUUGGUCUGACCCGUCAUUCAACGCACGUGACAGAAGAUCCCACCAAACGAGGACCAAGCAGCGUGCCCAGGCGGAGCGGAUGGCCAUGUCACAGGUGGCCAAUUUGUGGUCAUGGGAGGAGAUAUUUGCGGGGAAAGGACCAUGGGCUAAGUUAGAUGCCCAGGCAGGAGAGGAGCAACGGCAACACGGAGGAGGCCGGUCGAGGAGGAAGCCCGAGAAGCAGCCCCAAUAAAUUUUUUUUGGGGGGGGCACACGGGGUGGUUGGCGGAGCCUAGGGUUAGAGCAGAGCCAACUCCUCGUACUCACGCGAAGAGGCGUAUGACUGGGCAAGCUCUGUGUUAUGCGGAGCUACGUACUGUGUCGCCAGUGCGCCGGCACAGUCCUGUACGUCCUGUGCUUGCACCACGCACGUGCCGUGCGAAGAUGGGCAUCCAGCCAGGACGGGGUGUGCCGGCUCAACGCUCCUGGUCUCCAGAACGCCUCCUUGGUCCCGCAUAUCCUGCGCCAGUUCUACGAACUGUAUCGCCAGUGCGCGUGCACAGCCCAGUGCAUCCUGUGCCAGCACCCCGCACGUGUAGUGCGAAAGUGGGUAGCCAGCCAGGACGGGUUGUGCCAGCUCUCCGCUCUAGACCUCCAGUCCGCCUCCACAGUCCGGCCCGGCCUGUUCCUGCUCCUCGCACCAAGCCAGUGGUGCUCGUCGCCAGCCCGGCCCGGCCUGUUCCUGCUCCUCGCACCAAGCCAGUGGUGUGCGUCGCCAGCCCGGCCCGGCCUGUUCCUGCUCCUCGCACCAAGACAGCCCAGUCCAGCUCCGGUCAGCGGCUCCUGUCCAGACGAUGACGUCAGCCCCUCUCCAGGUUCGGGGUCUCCCACACAGGGUCCAGACAGGGCCUGGCGUAUCGUGGGAGGAAGGAGAGGGGAAGCAGCGCGCCGAGGUCCAGACCAGACCAGGGGCGCAACAGGGAGGCGGAGAGUGAGAGGUCGUCACGCCCCGAGCCGGAUCCGCCUCUGAGGCGGAAUGCCCACCCGGCCCCUACCCUGUUAUGUUUAUGUUGUGCGGUCGGAGUCCGCACCUUUGGGGGGGGGGUACUGUCACGCCCUGACUCAGGGGACGCUUAAAUGUUGAGUCAGGGUGUGUAUAUUCUUUGUUGUGUGUUUUCUAUGUUUUGAUCUAUUAUGUGUAGAUCUAUGUUGGCCGGUGUGGUUCCCAAUCAGAGGCAGCUGUAGCUCGUUGUCUCUGAUUGGGGACCAUACUUAGGCAGCCUAUUGGCACUAGUGGGUUGUGGGAUCUUGUUCCGUGUGAGGUAUGUUGUGUGUGCUACCUUGGACUUCACGUUUCGUUUCAUUUGUUGUUUUGUCGUGGUGUUUAUUCAGUUUAAAUAAACAUGUACGUAUAUCACGCUGCGCCUUGGUCUGACCCGUCAUUAGACGAACGUGACAGACUUUGAGGAUUAUAAUAAAUACCGCUUUGAUGUCAUACAAGCAAGCCAAACACCCUUGAGUUCAAAUGUGCACUUCAUAACCCCAAAUCAUAAAACUCAUGUCAUAUACAGGGUCAACGUUUAUGAUCACUAUGUUUGAUGUACAGUUACAGGAUGACAUGACGUCAUACCCAGGGUUGUUCUGAACAGAAUGAGCCAAUGUUUAUCUAUUGUGAAGAAAAUGUGCCAUUGCACACGCACCUAAAUGCACUUAUAACUUCUUUCUAUACACACCAAAAGUAUCUAUUUCCCUGAAUUGCAUAGUGAAAGCCUACCACUGUAAAAUUGUAUUUUAUAACUUAGCUAUUCAUGCUGGCAAUAGAACAAGCUUUCAAAUUAUGUCCACUUGACCCUGAUUGCGAUUUAUAAUGGACCGUUUUUUGGAUUGCGUAAACAACAACAGUAAUUGUCUGAUGGAGGGGAUGCAGGGUUGUGUUCCAAACAAAACAACUACUAGUGUGCUUGCUCUAGUUCCUCAACGGCACAGCUAGGAGAUCUGAAAAAACACCUUAUAGUUGAAGACUCUUUUUUGAGUCAUAAAAGUACAAUGAAAUUACUUAGGAACUGUGCACACUUUGGAGAGGUGUGUGGCCACUUGGAGACACUAGUUAGUCCUCUCACUCAAACCCUUGUAAAAAUAUUUUCUUAUGUUGCACCUACCCCACAUUUUCCAGGAAUAUUAUUAUCAUGUUACUGAAUGUAUCUAGAGUAUUUAUCAACAAAUGCGGCGAAAAGUACAGUAAAUGUAAAAUACACAUGAAGUCAACAGUGUAAUGUUUGGAUUCAGUCUUGUCAGGUGAACUGUUGUGAACUCACCUUUGGUCUGAUCAUUUUCGUAUAAUCUCCAAACUGUUCCCUCUCAAUGGCUACCAUGGUGAUGCAUUUCAUAUUUCUUCUGUAAGAAACAUUUCAAUUUAGCCAAAUCCACAUAGGCCAAUUCCCACAAGUGUAAAGUGUUAAUUGGCUAUUGUUUCUUCUAUCUCGUAUAAAUCUAUGACAAGCUUAGGACUAUAGACUCCGACUUUCAUUCUGGUUCUUUUUGAAAGACUGUAGGACAACAGUACCUUCUUAGGCUAUUCAAAUAUUAGGGAAAUAGGCUACUGUUCAUAACUUUCAUUUGUUUUCAGACUUUUAUGAUAGGCGUAGGAGGAUAGGUUAUUGGCCAUUUGGAUUUCAACAUCACAUGGAGGGAUCUUUUCGCCCCGCACUGAUAAUUUAUUUCUUAAACAGCUUGAACUUGAUUAAACUUUUCAUUCGAUUUUUAUAUAGGCCAUUGAUAUUGUUUGUUCUCUCUCAGUAUCAGAUUUUAGGAUAUUCAAACAACUUUGAGAUGGAACGCCGUUAGAGUCAUUCAUUGUUUGAUCAGGAGAGAAAGCAUGCAUGCAUAAAACAAUGAAAGCAUAGCCUAGCCCAAAGUCAUAUUUAUAUCGAAUGGAGAGACAAGGGAAUAUAGCCUACGUUUUUUUUUAACAGCUAGACAAUAUAGUUAAGGAGUGUCCGUUAUAAAAAAUGUAUACGUUUAGGCUAUGAGGCUCAUGCAUCCGACAGAGCGAGAGCAAGAUAAAUAAUAUUUUCUGAAUGGAAAUGUUGUGCUGCUUUGGUGGAAUUCUGUCUAGUCUACAUUCCUCUCUUGCAUUCUGUAGGACUAUACAACAUAGGCUAUUUAUUGAAAUAAGCUAAAGCAAAUAGGAAUGGGCAGAUUACUUGUGUGCUGCCCUGCCUUCCGCUGCCCUACCGUCCGCUGCCCUACUCCAUUGUUUACUGCGCAGCGCCAGUCAAGUUCAAAUAGGCUAAACCAUCGUCUGUCACAUCACGAUGUCGUCACCAUCGACGAUGGCUUUCAAUUAUCAUCGAUAGAUAUAUAAUAUCGCCCAACCCUAAUAGGUAGAGCACAGUCCCAGUCCACUGCAUUGGUCAUUUGACCUAUCUUUUCUCUCUUUCUCACUCACUCCCUCUUUUCUAUUUCUCUUUCUCUCUUUCCUCUCUCUCAUUCUCUCUCUCUCUCUAUUCUCUCUCACCCGGUCAGCUGUUUGACCACAUAGUGCACUGCAUCGCUGACUUCCUGGAGUACAUGGGUAUGAAAGGAGCGUCCUUGCCCCUCGGCUUCACCUUCUCCUUCCCCUGCCAUCAGAGCAAACUGGACCAGGUAACAAAGCAAACACACACACACCACACAUACACAAAAAGCAAUGCAUUUCAAUCAUUUCUUUAUCGAUUGAAACACUGCUGAACCUCUCACAGACAAAACGUUGAGAAGACUAGACUGUUCAUUCCCAUCGCAAAGUUUGGAAGGACAAGUGUUGACAGGAGUGGUUGGAGAGCAGCACAUGGUCUAUUCAUGCAUACUGUAGGUGCCUAUAGCCUGUGAUCCUGACAUAGCAUAGACUAAUCAACACUCUGCUCAGGACCAGGUAAAGAUGCCUGUCCUAAUGUGAUGUCCAUUCCUCCUCCCUCUCCUCCUCCUCAGGGCAUCUUGCUAAAAUGGACCAAGGGUUUCAAAGCUACUGGCUGCGAGGGGGAGGAUGUUGUCACUCUACUGAAGGAUGCUAUCCACCGCAGAGAGGUCAGAGGUCACACCAACCCACUGGGCUUUCUCACAAUCCUACACUGCCCAGAAUCAAAACAGUACCCGUAGGAUCUGAAAUCCUUGAAAAAUUUUACAUGAUACCAUGAAAGUACACCGUCCGUAGCCUUUUUGGAAAUGUAUAUUAAAGUACACCAAUCUGAAAUCUGAAAUCCUCUGGUUAUAGAACAGGGUUCCAUGUUAGUGAUCCGUACGUCUUCAUGUUGUUGUAGGAGUUUGACCUGGACGUGGUUGCCGUGGUGAAUGAUACGGUGGGCACCAUGAUGACCUGUGGUUACGAGGACCCACUGUGUGAGGUGGGCCUCAUCGUAGGUGAGUCUCAGAGUCUUCUGGAUGUGCCUUCUGGGCCACAAGCACAGGCUGUAACAGAUCAAAAACGGCCUCCCUUUAAUUUCAGUGAGUGUCCUCACUCACUCACUCACUCACUUCCCCUCUCUCCAGGUACUGGCACCAACGUGUGCUACAUGGAGGAGAUGCAGAACGUGGAGCUGGUGGAGGGGGACGAGGGGAGGAUGUGUGUUAACAUGGAGUGGGGGGCGUUCGGGGACCACGGGGAGCUGGACGACUUCAGCACAGACUUCGACAGAGCCGUCGACGAGCGAUCCACCAACCCUGGCGAACAGAUGUAGACUGUUACUGUUUAUUUGCAGUUGUGUUAUAAUAAAGCAAUAAGGCCCGAGGGGGUGUGGUGUAUGGCCAAUAUACCACGGCUUUCAUCCAAUCAGUAUUCAGGGCUCGACCCACCCAGUUUAUAAUAAAGAAAGAACACCCUUAGUUGAGGUGUUGACUUACAGAGGAUGAACUGAACAAAUGAAAAAAGUUACUAACUCGUAUCUCCUUCUUGUGAGUGUAUUGGAUGUAUUAUUUACUGUUUGUUCAAGUUGAUUGAUGUAUAUUUGGAGGCUGGGGACUACUAGACACACACCAGGGCAAUAACACUUUAAACCAUAAAGCCUGAUAUGUGGUUUUCCAGGGGUAAGCCACAGGAAUCAAGUGUCUCUGUCUCUCUCUCUCUCUCUGUCAGGUAUGAGAAGAUGAUCAGUGGGAUGUACCUUGGGGAGAUAGUGAGGAACGUACUGCUGGAGUUCACUGCUAAGGGACUGCUGUUCCGAGGCAAACUCUCUGAGAGGCUCAAGACCAGAGGCAUCUUUGAAACCAAGUUCCUCUCCCAGAUCGAGAGGUGAGUCAGUGUCUAGUGUCUGGUCAUGUUUGUGGCAACCACACCUUCAAUCAAUAUCUAGUGUUGAUGCAUGACGAGCAAGAGGAAGUUUGGAAAAGUGUUUCAUUAAAAGGUUGAUUAAAAGUUGACAGCCAUGGUGGAAGCAAUGUGUGAAUGCCUUUUUCUGUGUAUCAAAGCUAUUGGAUUUCGAUAUGUCUAGCAUAGGAUGGAGAACAACAUUGUGUGCACUUUGUUGAUUUGAUAUAGAUCUUGUGGAUAUUCACUUGACUGUUGUCUGUAACUGUGCCCUCCCCCCCCGUCAGUGACCGUCUGGCCCUGAGGCAGGUGCGCUCCAUCCUGCAGCACCUGGGUCUGACCAGCUCUACGUGUGACGACAGCAUCCUGGUGAAGGAGGUGUGUAGCGUGGUGGCUUGCCGCGCUGCCCAGCUCUGUGGUGCCGGCCUAGCCGCCGUGGUCGAUAAGAUCCGGCAGAACCGCAACCUCCCUGAGCUCAAAAUCACAGUGGGUGUCGACGGAACACUCUACAAACUACACCCACAGUGAGUGGUUGUUUUUUUGUGAUAAUACUGUCAGGUUAAAGCUUAAAGCACAAAACACAGACUCAACCACAAAGACCAGGGAGGUUUUCCAAUGCCUCGCAGUGAAGGGCACCUAUUGGUGAAUGGGGAAAAAAAGGAAAAAAGCAGACAUUGAAUAUCCCUUUGAGCAUGGUUAAGUUAUUAAUUACACUUUGGAUUUCACCAUGAGGCCACUAAUUACUUUAAAACAGUUAGUUUAAUGGCUGUAAUAGGAGGUAACUAAGGAUGGAUCAACAAUGUUACACAAUACUAACCUAAUUUACAGAGUGAAAAGAACGAUUAAAAACAUGCAUCCUGUUUGCGGUGAGUGGUUAUUAGAUUGUCUUUUUGUGAUAAUACUGUCAGGUUAAAGCUUAAAGCUAUACUCCAGGGCCCGUAUUCAUGAAGUGUCUCAGAGUGUGACUGCUGAUAUAGGAUCAGUUUUGCCUUUUAGAUCAUAAUGAAUAUGAUUAUAUGGGUGUACUCUCCUACUCCUAGAUCAGCACUGUUGUUCCUAUACUUUUUAAUACAGGCCCAGAGGUUAAUUGCUCAUUUACAGUGCCUUCAGAAAGUAUUCACACCCCUUGACCUUUUCCACAUUUUGUUGUGUUACAGCCUGAAUUUAAAAUUUUAAGAUUUUGUGACACUGGUCUACACACAAUACCCCAUAAUGUCAAAGUGGAAUAAUUUUUUUAGAAUUUUUUACAAAUUAAUUACAAAUGAAAAGCUGAAAUGUUUUAAGUCAAUAAGUAUUCAACCCCUUUGUUAUGGCAAGCCUAAAUAAAUUCAGGAGUAAAAAUGUGCUUAACAAGUCACAUAAUAAGUUGCAUGGACUAAUAAUAGUGUUUACCAUGAUUGUUUCAAUAACUACCUCAUCUCUGUGCCACACACAUACAAUUACAGUGGCUUAUGAAAGUAUUCACCCCCCUUGGCAUUUUUCCUUUUUUGUUGCCUUACAACCUGGAAUUAAAAUUGUUUUUGGGGGGUUUGUAUCAUUUGAUUUACACAACAUGCCUACCACUUUGAAGAUGCAAAAUAUUUAUUUGUUGUAAAAAAAAAAAAUAAGACAAAAAAACAGAAAACUUGAGCGUGCAUAACUAUUCACCCCCCCCCCCCCCCCCCAAAGUCAAUACUUUGUAGAGCCACCUUUUGCAGCAAUUACAGCUGCAAGUCUCUUGGGGUAUGUCUCUAUAAGCUUGGCACAUCUAGCCACUGGGAUUUUUGCCCAUUCUUCAAGGCAAAACUGCUCCUGCUCCUUCGUUGGAUGGGUUCCACUGGUGUACAGCAAUCUUUGUCAUACCACAUAUUCUCAAUUGGAUUGAGGUCUGGGCUUUGGCUAGGCCAUUCCAAGACAUGUAAAUGUUUCCCCUUAAACCACUCGAGUGUUGCUUUAGCAGUAUGCUUAGGGUCAUUGACCUGAAGGAAGGCACUGAAGUAAAACUGCAAAAAAUGUGGCAAAGAAAUUCACUUUAUGUCCUGAAUACAAAGCGUUAUGUUUGGGGCAAAUUUUGGGAUAAAAAGAAACGGAAUAGAGCUAAGCACAGGCAAAAUCCUAGAGGAAAACAUGGUUGUCUGCUUUCCAACAGACACUGGGAGACAAAUUCACAUUUCAAUUUCAGCAGGACAAUAACCUUAAACACAAUGCCAAAUAGGUUAUAAAGUGGAGUUGCUUACCAAGAUGACAUUGAAUGUUCCUGAGUGGCCUAGUUACAGUUUUGACUUAAAUCAGCUUGAAAAUCUAUGGCAAGACUUGAAAAUGGCUGUCUAGCAAUGAUCAACAACCAACUUGACAGAGCUUGAAGAGUUUUAAAAGGAUUGUGCAAAUAUUAUACAAUCCAGGUGUGCAAAGCUCUUAGACUUACCCAGAAAGACUCAAAGCUAUAAUCGCUGCCAAAGGUUCUAAGCUGUAUUGACUCAGGGGUGUGAAUACCUAUGUAAAUGAGAUAUUUCUGUAUUUCAUUUUCAAUAAAUUAGCAAAAAUGUCUAAAAACAUGUUUGUACUUUGUCAUUAUGAGGUAUUGUGUGUAGGUGGUUGAGGGAAAAUGUCUAUGUAAUCAAUUUUGAAUUCAGGCUGUAACAUAACAAAAUGUGGAAAAAGUCAAUGGGUAUGAAUACUUUCUGAAGGUGCUGUAACUAGACAUGUGGAAGUGUUUUACUUUAUAGUCUUUAGGUUUCUCUUUCUUUUUUUAUCUGACUGAAUGUAUGAAUAAAAUUAGUGGGCGUCAAAAAGAUAAACAUUGAGAUCCCCUAAUCUAACUUUUUCUGCAAAGCUGUCUGUUUCCAUGGUUUUGAUUUCGAAGUUAUGUGUAAAUGUUAACAUGCUCAAAAGGUAAAAAAAAAAAUAAAAAAUGUAGGCUACAAAAUAUAGUUAUUUUAAAAGUUACUUGUGGUUUCUUUAUUCAUUUUAAAACCUAAUAUAUUUAAUUGUAGUGAUAUAGUGUUGAAAUCAGCUGUAAGCAUCUAGGAAUCCUAAAGUCUAGCCUCAAAUGCCUUUUCUCAUCAUCUUUUUACAGUAGCUGUGUGUACAUGUGCAUCUGCCUAUGUGUUUGCCUCAUUCUCUUGCCUCUGGCCAUGUGAGCUCACUCCCCUGCAUUCCCUGCAGCUUCUGGUCUGUCUAUGUUCAGUAAGAAUAUUGUAACCUGCCUCUCAUCUCUCUUCUUAUCUCUCGUCUUCACAGCUUCUCCAGCCUCAUGCAUGAGACUGUCAGGGACCUGGCGCCGCAGUGCGAGGUCACUUUCCUCCAAUCAGAGGAUGGCAGUGGGAAGGGGGCGGCUCUCAUAACGGCGGUGGCCUGUCGCAUCCGAGACGCCGAGCAAUGCUGAGUGGGGGGUUCUGUGUACACCGAGGACAAGGACUGUGUCCCAAAUGGCACCCUAUUUACUAUGUAGUGCACUACAUUUUACCAGAGCUCUUUGGUCAAAAGUAGUGUACUAUAUAGGGGGUAGGGGGCCAUUUGGGACACAGCCAUGGACUGGAUCACAACAGGGACAGCACAGGAUGACAAAGGGAUACUGGAAAAGGAGCACGACUUACUUAGAUUUGCUGGGCCACAUCGCAUCUGUUAA